Molecule: messenger RNA, 381 nt
Organism: Protopolystoma xenopodis
Lineage: Eukaryota; Metazoa; Platyhelminthes; Monogenea; Polystomatidea; Polystomatidae
Source: the annotation of a GenBank genome assembly
UUCCUGGGUUGCCGAUGUCGAGGUCAAUGUAACACAAAGGUUUGUCCUUGUCUGCUAGCCGUUCGCGAGUGCGAUCCCGACCUCUGCACCUCCUGCGGUGCCAAUCUGCCUGGUCGCCCGCAUAUUGUAUCGGGCUUGCCCUGCACCUCAUCUUCCUCUUCGUCACUCCCGACAUUAGCGUCCGUCACUUCAUCUGCACAAACAAAUAAUCAGCUACCUCACUCACACAGCACCAACUCUUUGACUGGUGGCUCUUGCAAAAAUGUCGCUAUUCAGCGUGGAUGGCGAAAGCACUUGUUAAUGGCUCCCUCUGACGUCGCAGGGUACGUAGAUAGUUUUGGCCAUUGCCUUCGUCUUCCUUUUAAAUACCAUCCAGACUGA